UUCCCUCCUUUUCCUUUCUUUUUGAUUGUUAUUGAGUGAAUGGCUCUGUGCGGAACAACGGCAGCCAAUGCCGCAAAAAUGAUGGCUGCAUACAACGGUGGCGCCUCGGCAGUUUCUGCCCAUCACCCGCACCAUCACCACCAACUACCACAUCUCCCACCUCCCCAUCUCCACCACCAUCACCACCCGGGCCAGCAUCACUUGCAACACCCUGGCUCUGCCGCCGCUGUUCACCCUGUACAACAGCACGCUUCUACAGCAGCAGCGGCUGCCGCGGUAAUGUUGAACCCGAGCCAGCAGCAACCAUACUUUCCCUCGCCAGCUCCUGGACAAGCCCCCGGUCCGGCAGCGGCUGCCGCACCUGCCCAAGUUCAAGCUGCGGCUGUCAAAGCUCACCACCACCAUCAACACUCACACCACUUACAGCCGCAGCUGGACAUAGAGCCCGACAGACCUAUCGGCUAUGGAGCUUUUGGGGUGGUCUGGUCAGUGACGGACCCCCGGGAUGGAAAGCGAGUCGCCCUCAAAAAGAUGCCCAACGUCUUCCAGAACCUCGUCUCCUGUAAGAGGGUCUUCCGUGAGCUGAAGAUGCUGUGCUUCUUCAAACAUGAUAAUGUGCUCUCGGCUCUCGACAUCCUACAGCCUCCACACAUCGACUACUUUGAGGAAAUCUAUGUGGUGACAGAACUGAUGCAGAGUGACCUCCAUAAGAUCAUCGUGUCACCUCAGCCCCUCAGCUCAGACCACGUCAAAGUGUUUCUCUAUCAGAUCCUCCGAGGACUGAAGUACCUGCACUCAGCUGGCAUCCUACAUCGAGACAUCAAACCUGGCAACCUCCUGGUCAACAGCAACUGUGUGCUUAAGAUCUGUGACUUUGGGCUGGCGCGGGUGGAGGAGCUUGACGAGUCUCGUCACAUGACUCAGGAGGUGGUGACCCAGUAUUACCGUGCGCCAGAGAUCCUCAUGGGCAGCCACCAUUACUCUAACGCCAUCGACAUUUGGUCUGUAGGAUGCAUCUUCGCCGAGCUACUGGGCCGACGCAUCCUGUUCCAGGCACAAAGCCCCAUCCAGCAGCUGGAUCUGAUCACGGACCUGCUGGGAACUCCCUCUCUGGAGGCCAUGAGGACGGCGUGUGAGGGGGCCAGGGCCCACAUCCUCAGAGGACCACACAAACAGCCAUCCCUUCCUGUCCUGUACACCCUGUCCAGCCAGGCUACCCAUGAAGCUGUUCACCUCCUGUGCAGGAUGCUUGUAUUCGAUCCGUCUAAACGGAUCUCAGCGAAGGAUGCCCUGGCCCAUCCCUACCUGGACGAGGGCAGACUGAGGUACCACACCUGUAUGUGUAAGUGCUGCUACACCACCUCCUCUGGUCGUGUCUACACCAGCGAAUUCGAGCCCGUCACCAACCCCAAGUUCGACGAUGGCUUCGAGAAGAAUCUGACCUCCGUCAGACAGGUCAAAGAGAUCAUUCACCAGUUCAUCCUGGAACAGCAGAAGGGGAACAGAGUGCCGCUCUGCAUCAACCCCCAGUCAGCCGCUUUCAAAAGCUUUAUCAGUUCCACUGUAGCCCAGCCCUCUGAGAUGCCCCCGUCCCCCCCUGGUGUGGGAAUAGCUGCUGUCUGUGCCACGAUCCGGCCCCGCGCUGGACUACUGAGGACAACAACAAGAAACUCCAACCUGUGUAGCAUUUCACUGGAGUCUAGGACUAGCAAUGUCCACUGUGUGUGUACUGUAAUACUAACUAUGAAGUUUUAGAAUGAACCCAACCAACCACUGCUGACUGGGUUAUGGAGGGACUUUUACAGUGUGCUAUGUAUGCAAGUGUCUGCCCACACUGCUCUGUAGACGCAAAGCCACAAAUGGAUGCACACACACAUGUGCAUACAAACAUUGUGCAGAGCUGGUAUAAGGGCCAAACUCGUGGGCUUGAAAGUGUGUGUGUAAAGCCAGGGAUGAGACAGUAUUCUGCAGAGAGUCUUCGUAGUCUCUGCCUGCAGUCCCAGAGGGCAACGUACAGCUCCCGUCCACUUCCAUACAUACAUAGUCAUCACUUAUUUAUUAAAGGAGGGAGACGCGUUCUGGAAAGGGUGUUAUUUUUAUAUAUAGCACAGGAUUUAAGACACGCUAGUUAACCCCCCUCCCUCAGAAAUCAUAACGUUCAAUUAGAGAUGAUGCUUUUUAUAUAUAGCACAGGAUUUAAGACACGCUAGUUAACCCCCCUCCCUCAGAAAUCAUAACGUUCAAUUAGAGAUGAUGCUUUUUAUAUAUAGCACAGGAUUUAAGACACGCUAGUUAACCCCCCCUCCCUCAGAAAUCAUAACGUUCAAUUAGAGAUGAUGCUUUUUAUAUAUAGCACAGGAUUUAAGACACGCUAGUUAACCCCCCCUCCCUCAGGAAUCAUAACGUUCAAUUAGAGAUGAUGCUUUUUAUUUAUUUGUGGUGUACUGUUAAACAGUUUAGUCAGAGGGUUUCAUUGUUUGUUUUGUCCCCCAAAAAUCCUGCUCUAUUGCUGUUUGUUCUAUGCCUGCUGUCCCCUGGGUUAGAAGUCAGUAUUUGUGAAGAGAUGUGUGCUCUGCAUGCCACCUGGUUGCGAUACGUAUGGCGAGAACCCCUCAUCCGGCACACACACUCGCAUGACUAACCCAAAUAUGGGCAUGUGGAAGUAUGGUGCUGUGUCAGUAUUAGCUGGGUAAAAUGUGGUAACCCUGGAAUGUGGUUGCAUCAAAAAAUAGGCUAUUAGUGGGAAAGAAGCGCCACUGAGAGCUGAAGAGAGCCUCCGCUCUGGGUACAGUAACAUGACAGAGAGAAAGUAGUUUCGGGUACAUAUUGACAUUGUGGUAUUCAGCACAGAUUUUGUGCUACAGGAACAAGAAGGCCUUGUUGGGGUGCUACUUGGUCGUUGCGUUUUCUCUCUGGAGACUCUGAGAGACCGAAUGAAUCUGCUGUUGAACGUCCUGUACCAUAUGAACAGGCAUGUUAAGAGUGUAAGGGAUACAGAUAUUCACUGGUUCCCCUGCCAUGUCUUCUGAAUAUAUAGUCCUACCAAACACUGCGUGUCCAUGUUCUGUCAAUACCUAGUUAAAGACAGACAAGCAGAAUGAUACGAAGAUCAGCCAAACCAAAAUCAUUUCAUUAUUCUGAAGAGAAAGUGAAACCAAGAUUUUUAAAAUCUAGAUGUUUGAUGAUACGGGGAUGCUGCCCAUCUGGAAGAUGCUGAUUUAUUCCAUAGGGUCCCAACAAGUGGGGGGGUG
Messenger RNA from Oncorhynchus gorbuscha (pink salmon), 3251 nucleotides. Its product is annotated as serine/threonine-protein kinase NLK. Lineage: Eukaryota; Metazoa; Chordata; Actinopteri; Salmoniformes; Salmonidae. The record is from RefSeq and is a predicted model, not a curated record. The coding region runs from base 40 to 1755 and encodes 571 amino acids. The transcript is spliced from 11 exons. Gene Ontology annotation, molecular function: ATP binding; MAP kinase activity. Gene Ontology annotation, cellular component: cytoplasm; nucleus. Gene Ontology annotation, biological process: intracellular signal transduction; protein phosphorylation.